GCGGCUUUCCUGUGCCGGUUGCUACACCUGCCUGCACUCGACUUUGUCUUCUUGGGGCUCUCUCAGCCCCAAGUUCUGCAAGCCCCUCGGGGCCGGCUCCUGCCAUGCCGUUAGUUCGCUACAGGAAGGUGGUCAUCCUCGGAUACCGCUCCGUAGGGAAGACAUCUUUAGCACAUCAAUUUGUGGAGGGCGAGUUCCUGGAAGGCUAUGAUCCUACUGUGGAGAAUACUUACAGCAAGAUAGUGACUCUUGGCAAAGAUGAGUUUCACCUACACCUGGUGGACACAGCAGGGCAGGAUGAGUACAGCAUUCUGCCCUAUUCAUUCAUCAUUGGGGUCCAUGGUUAUGUGCUUGUGUAUUCUGUCACCUCUCUGCAUAGGCUGCCAGUGGUGCUGGUGGGGAACAAGGCAGAUCUCUCUCCAGACAGGGAGGUCCAGGCUGUCGAGGGGAAGAAGCUGGCAGAGUCCUGGGGUGCGACAUUUAUGGAGUCAUCUGCUCGAGAUAAGCAGCUGACUCAAGGCAUCUUCACCAAAGUCAUCCAGGAGAUUGCUCGGGUAGAGAAUUCAUAUGGGCAAGAGCGCCGCUGCCAUCUCAUGUGAGCCCUUG
Molecule: messenger RNA, 606 nt
Organism: Eubalaena glacialis (North Atlantic right whale)
Lineage: Eukaryota; Metazoa; Chordata; Mammalia; Artiodactyla; Balaenidae
Gene: RHEBL1
Product: RHEB like 1
Exons: 7
Coding region: 105-599 (164 amino acids)
Biological process (GO): small GTPase-mediated signal transduction
Cellular component (GO): plasma membrane
Molecular function (GO): GDP binding; GTPase activity; GTP binding
Source: RefSeq, a predicted model, not a curated record